AUGUCUUGCGACAUUGAAAACUACGACAUUAGACCAAUACAGAAAAAAAUCUGUGCAUUUGAUCUGAGAUGCCAUUUUGGCAACACCAUUUACACAUCCCUAAUGACGAUACUACGAUCAUUUCUAAAAUACCCAACUACUACCUUGCUUGCCAAAUUUAUCAGGAGACAAUCCAACAUAGCAUUGCCAUUCUUGUAUAAAAUUGAACCGAAAUGUCGAUCAUGUGGGAUAAAAUUACAAACUAAUGAUCCAACAAAACCAGGCUACUUUAUCCAACCCAAUGAAACUACUGCCGCCUCCAACAAUAGCGGUACAAAGUACAUCAAAUAUGAGAAUAAAUUGUUUGAUAAAUUGAAGAAUGAACUACCACCAGAAGAUCAAGAUCUACUUCUAAGCAACACAUUUAAUACCAAUCCUCAACAAAAGGAAGAUGCUACCUUCUCAUUAGUUAAUCAAGAAGGUGAGAGUGUACGUGAAGUAAUUGAGAAAUUAUAUACUGUUGAACCAGAUGAAAAUAGUCAUGAUUGUAUCCGAUGUCGACAAAUGACUUAUAAUUCCAACUACGAAAUGAAUCCCCAAAACUAUCCUAUUGAUCAAUUACAACAUGUCCUCCAUAAUAUCCCCAUUGAUGCUCCAUUAGUUUAUUUAUUCAGUGCGAGUGAUUUCCCCAUCGGUAUCGACCCUGGCAUUUUCAAAUUUCGCAAACCUGGGGAUAUCUAUUUCAUAAUGACUAAAGCCGAUAAUUUAAUUGAAAAGACUAAAGAAGCAUCCCAGAACUAUACUAAGCAAUUUAUUCAAGAUUAUUUACAUACAAAGUACAAAUUACCACGAAAUCAUGUGUUUGUAUCCCUGGGUAAAGAUAAUUGGUCAUGUCAACAAUUGUAUCAUUUCAUACCUAAUGGAUCUUAUAUUAUUGGAAAUACCAACUGUGGUAAAUCAACAUUGAUCAAAAGUUUAUUACUCGAUGAAGAAUUACAGAAAAAGAAACAAUUACAAUUGAAGAGUAAACAUGAAAAUGUUAAAUUACCACCUAGUCUAGUCAACAGGAUGAAGCAAAAAUUUGUUUCUUCAUUCAUGAUUAAAGUGGGGCCUGGUAUUUCUUAUUUACCAGGUUUCACAAGAGAUGUAAUUCCCGUGGAAGUUGGUUUGAAAUUGGUUUAUGACGUACCAGGAUUCAACUCCGAUGUUUCCAUGCAUCAACUAUAUAAUUCAUUCAAAUCUUCAAAAGAUAUACAUCGAUUGAUUAAAGGUGCUAAGACUUUUAAAAGUGGGAUGUAUAAAUCGCCUUAUGUUACUAUAAAGGGCCCACAGGUUAUCAACUUGGAAGGGUUAGGUUUUUUACAAUUACCUAAAGGUGGUUUAUAUCAAUUGCGUAAUAUUACCAAUUUACAACCACACGUAUUUAGUGAUAUUUUGAAAACUAAAUCUGUGUUGCAUAAUGGUGUACCACAAGCAUUGGAGAGUAAAUUUGCACUUGAUAUGAAGGGAAAGACACUUGAAAACAGUUAUGAUAAAUAUUUGAUUCCCCCAUUUUAUGGAACUAUUGAUUUAGUCAUUGAAAAUUUUGGGUAUUUAAAUUUGAAACCAGUGGGGACCAAACGUACUAAUGAAUUGAUGAAAUUGUACUUACACCCCGGUGUCAAUGCGAUAAUAAGAGAUCCAAUCGCAAACUAUAUUGCAAAGACUUUCAGUGGUAAAGAUAGGUAUGGCAAUCCUGUAAGUAAAGAUGAGUAUUUCAAAAAGAGUCGAUUCCAUUUGAUAAGAUAUAAGGGUAAACACCCAAUUUAUUCGCAAUUGUGUCCGGUGAAGAAUAGCGGUGCUGCUGGCGGUGCUAUUGAUGAUGUUUUUAGAUUUGAGUUGGUGAGUCAAGAUGAGUUGGGUGAGGGUGUUGAUGUUGAGCAAGUGAAGAAGGAGAUUCGUGAUGAAGAGUACAGACAAUUGAAUGAAUGGAUGGGGAAGCAAAGUGUUGAUACAGGAGACCGAUUGCUUUAUGAUGAUGACUUUGAUAUGGAUGAACAAACAAAGUAUAAGUUUUGGAAAGAGUAA
Messenger RNA from Lodderomyces orthopsilosis Co 90-125, 2046 nucleotides. RefSeq lists its product as uncharacterized. The transcript has a single exon. Lineage: Eukaryota; Fungi; Ascomycota; Pichiomycetes; Serinales; Debaryomycetaceae. The record is from RefSeq and is a predicted model, not a curated record. Gene Ontology annotation, cellular component: mitochondrion. Bases 1 to 2046 code for a protein of 681 amino acids. Gene Ontology annotation, molecular function: GTP binding.